Messenger RNA from Cynoglossus semilaevis (tongue sole), 1566 nucleotides. Its product is annotated as zinc finger and BTB domain-containing protein 46. Gene Ontology annotation, molecular function: DNA-binding transcription factor activity, RNA polymerase II-specific; RNA polymerase II cis-regulatory region sequence-specific DNA binding; protein binding. Gene Ontology annotation, biological process: regulation of transcription by RNA polymerase II. The transcript has a single exon. The annotation marks the transcript as partial. Lineage: Eukaryota; Metazoa; Chordata; Actinopteri; Pleuronectiformes; Cynoglossidae. The record is from RefSeq and is a predicted model, not a curated record.
UUCCAGGUCAAAAAAGGUGCAGAGCCUCAUCACCAGACAACUGUCACUCACCUGGACAUUGUCACAGCAACAGGAUUCAAAGCCAUUCUGGACUUCAUAUAUUCGGCACACCUCGCUCUGACGAGCAAAAACGUAAUCGAGGUCAUGUCGGCGGCUAGUUAUCUGCAGAUGACAGACAUUGUACAGGCCUGCCACAGGUUUAUCAAGGCAGCGCUGGACAUUACCAUCCGCUCUGACAUGGCUGAUGAGUUGCCUGACUUUGAAAUGGGAGCGAUCGCCGCUGCUAACUUAGGUGGGGAAGAGGGUCGUAAUGAAGGAGGACUGACUUCAUCCAAAACAGGAAAUGUCAUCAGAGCCGGAUUAAACGGAGGAGUGGGGUUCGCAGGCACAGCCUCUGAAGCUCUGGCCUCCAUUAUGUCUGGUCGCAGCACCUCACCAUGGCACACAAGCCCGGCGAACUCCUCCGGGGACUCAGCCAUCGCCAGCUGCCACGAGGGGGGCAGUAUGUAUGGGAAGGAGGACCAAGAACCUUUUAAGAGCCACGAGAGCCAGGAGGAGACCGGUCAAGACUCGCAGCCUGCCUGGCCACAUGACAACAGGCAAGUCACUGUCAAAGAGGAGCAGGUGUCCCCAAACUCGUCCUCGUCCAAUUCCCAUGAGUCUCACACGGGAGCAGUCAAAAGCCAAGGUAAGGCAGAAAUGGCCGGGACUUCUGUCGGAGGUGGGGAGGGUCCCUGGCAACCCCUUUCAGGGUCAGGGCGAAGAAAGAACAGGAAGAACAAGGACACAGUGAGACAUAUAACUCGGCAAGCUGAAAGAAACUGGGACAGGGAACAGGACAGAGAGAAAGAAAGGCACCUAAGGCCUGGAUCCCCUUUGCCUUCCAUGCUGACUAUGACCGGAUGGAACUGCACUGGACAGGACUUUUCAGGUAAAAGCUCUCAUUUCCAGAUUCGCAGAUUUACGUUAAUAUUCGUAGCCUGUUUGCAGUAUGAGAAUCUGUCGUAAACACACUGUCCAAGUAGGAGCUCUCCUGAACACAUACAGUACAGUAUAUGCUGCAUUAUCUUGCGCGUAGAAAGACGUUUCUCUAGUGAGUAAAAUCUGAAGUCUCUCUCUGUGCUGGAUUAGCUGGUCGACUGCUGAACACUCCUCCGCCCUGACGUUUGCCAUCUGAAAGAUUUCAGAGAUAGCGGACACUAAGAAGAGCAUGGCGAAGGAGAUCGCGGUACUUCCUGUGAUGCUAGCUAGAGUUUGCUACCUCUACUGAAACUCGUUUUUGCUGUUACUCACUGCUUGUUACGUUGCUCUUCUUCUACUGUUUUAAUCUUUACUCUUUGCAGAGGUUUGUAGCGUAGCGCUCGAAGAGUAGAGAGAAAGUUCGUAAAACAGGCGCUGCGCAAACUUAAAACAAUCAAACGUAGCCUGGACUCCAUAAGAAAGCCCGGCAUAGCGCCAGAAUUAUUUGUUACUUUUGUCAACAAAUAACAUUAACUAUCGUUUUGAUUCAGUACUGUAGCCAGGUUGACACAGAGUCACAGUUUUCUGGACUUUUGUAUUAAUAAA